AUGGAUUUCAAUUACAGUAAUAAUAGUAAUAGUAGUAAUAGGAAUACUAAUAAUAAUAAUAAUGUUGAUAUUGGUUCAUCAACAAUAAUGAGUGAUGAAGAAUCUCAACAUAUAAACAUUGGUACUGACAAUCAUCACAACAAUAGUAGUAGUAAUAAUAUAACGAUAAGAGAAGAUAAUAGAAAUGGUAUUAGUAGUAGUAGUACUAUUAGAGAAGGUGAUGAUGAUGAAGAUAUGAUCAGUGAUGAGGGGGAUGACUCCUCCUCCUCUGGCUCUGAUGACUCUGAUGACUCUUCUGAUGAUCAAGAACAACAACAAAUAUCACCUCCACCAGCUCUACCUCAUUCAACAACAUCAUCAGUCGUUAGUCAAAAGAAAGAAAGUGAUGAUGACUAUGAACCAAGUGAAGAAGACGAGGAGGAAGAAGAAGAAGAAUCUGAUCAAGAAGAACAAAAAAAAGAUAAUGACGAAUCAUAUCAAGAGGAAUCAGAGGAAGAAGAAGAAGAAGAAUAUGCACCAACAAGAGCUUCAUCAUCAUCAAGAAGACAAGCCAAUAAUUUCAAGUUUAGUGAUUAUUUAUUAGAUGAUGAAGAGAAAUCAUCAUCUGAAGAAGAAGAGGAAUCUCAAUCCGAUUCUGAUUAUAGUCCAACCAGAAAAUCAAAAUCCAAGAAAAUAAAGAAAAAGACAAAAAAGGGACCAUCAAGAAGUCAACAAAGGAGAAAGGAAGAAGAAUUGGCAGCAAUGAGAAUGCAAACUAGACCAACAAGAGAAAGACGCCAAACGGUUAGAUUGUAUGAUGAAUUAAAGGAUGAUUCGGACGACCAAGAAGAACAAGGAGAAGGGAAUGAUGAAUCAAUGGGAUUCCAAUCGGCAAGUGAUGAUAGUGAUAAAAGUUAUAGUGGAGGAGAUGAUGAUGAUUAUUCAGAUGAUGAUGGUGGUUAUUCUAAAAAAAGCAAGAAAAAGAAAAAACCUGCAUUUGAAUCGAUUACAUUAUCCAAUCUUAGAGAUCGUCGUAAUCUAAAGACUUACAAGAUUGAAAGUUCAGAUGAAGAAGAUGAUGAAUAUGGAGAUGACGAUACACAAGAUUAUGAAGAUUAUAGUGAUGAUGAUGGUGGUCGUAAAGCAAAGAAACAACAACAGGUUAAACAAAUUGGACCAUUUGAAGCGACAGAAGAUAUUAUUGAACAAAUUAUGGAUCAUCGAUUAGCAUCGGUUGCCAAUUUGGAUCCAACCUCUUCUGCGGCAGACAAACAACAACAACAACAAGAAGAACAACAACAAGAAGAACAAGAGACUACAUUCAAUGUUGAAAGAUAUCAAUUUUUGGUUAAAUGGAAAGGAUGGGCGCAUAUUCAUGAUACAUGGGAUAGUUAUGAUAAAUUGAUACCGUUCAAGGGUAACAAGAAGCUUAUAAACUAUGUAAAGACGCUGUUGGAACAAAAGCAAUGGAGAAAGGAGGCAUCAAGAGAGGAUAUUGAACAGGCAGACAUUUCAAGGGAAUUGGAUCGUCAAGAAUACCUCGAAAAACUAAACGUUGAACGUAUCAUUGCAAAGCGAGAGAUUGAUGAAACCGAAGAAUACAAAACUGGUGUUCAAUAUCUUGUCAAAUGGUGGAAAUCUGCCUAUUCAGAGGUUACUUGGGAACAUCCAGAAGAUAUCAAACCAUUCCAAGGUGAAAUUGACCGAUACCUAGAACGUAUUCAAACACCUCUUCAUAAUAUUGGUGGUAUAUCGGCCAAAAAACGUCUUGAUCAAGGUUUUGAAAAAUUCAACACUCAACCAGAUUGGAUUUCUGCCGGAAAGCUACGUGAUUAUCAAAUGGAUGGUUUAAAUUGGUUAAUUCAUUCUUGGUUUAAUAAUACAAAUGUUAUUUUAGCUGAUGAAAUGGGACUUGGAAAAACAAUUCAAACAAUAUCAUUUAUAUCAUAUUUAUAUAAUGUUCAACAAAUGAGUGGACCUUAUUUGGUUGUAGUACCAUUAUCAACUAUUGAAAAUUGGCAAAGAGAAUUUGCAAAAUGGGCUCCAUCAAUGAAUUUAAUUGUUUAUACUGGUAGUGCUGGUAGUCGUGAUAUUAUAAAAGAAUAUGAAUUUUAUCAAUAUCAAUAUGGUAAAAAGAAAUUAAAUUUUAAUGUUCUCCUAACUACUUAUGAUUUCAUUUUAAAAGAUAAACAAGUACUUGGAUCAAUUAAAUGGGAAUAUUUAGCAGUAGAUGAAGCACAUAGAUUAAAAAAUAAUGAAUCAAUGUUGCAUGAAGUGUUGAAAUUUUUCAAGACUGGUAAUAGAUUAUUGGUAACUGGUACACCAUUACAAAAUUCAAUGAAGGAAUUGUGGAAUUUGUUAAACUUUUUAAUGCCAAACAAAUUCCAUUCACUAAAGGAUUUCCAAGAUCAAUGGUCAGAUUUAAAGGAAAAGGAUCAAAUUGCCGAACUUCACAACGAACUCAAACCACAUCUUUUACGUCGAAUCAAAAAAGAGGUUGAAAAAUCUCUACCAGCAAAGACUGAAAGAAUAUUGCGUGUCGAUCUAUCACCACUACAAAAGAAAUACUAUCGAUUGAUUUUGAAAAAGAACUUUCAAGAAUUAAACAAGGGAGUCAAAGGUGAAAAGACUAGUCUCUUGAAUAUCGUCGUCGAGUUGAAAAAGACAUGCAAUCAUCCAUACCUAUUUGAAAGUGCAGAGAAUGAAAACUAUAAUGACUCUUUGGACGCCUUGAUCAAGGGAUCGGGUAAGCUCAUUCUUUUGGACAAGUUGUUGAUCCGUCUCAAAGAGACUGGGCAUCGUGUACUCAUCUUUUCACAGAUGGUUCGUAUGCUCGACAUUUUGGCUCGUUAUCUCAAGCACCGAGGAUUCCUCUUUCAACGUUUGGAUGGCUCUAUGAGUAGAGAAAAGCGUAGUCAAGCCAUGGACCGUUUCAACGCAGAAGGUUCACCAGACUUUUGUUUCCUACUCUCUACCAGAGCCGGUGGUUUGGGUAUUAAUCUGUCGACAGCCGACACUGUUGUUAUUUUCGACUCUGAUUAUAAUCCUCAAAACGAUCUUCAGGCUGAAGCUAGAGCUCAUCGUAUUGGUCAAAAGAAUGCAGUCAAUAUUUAUCGUCUAGUCACGAAAAAGACGGUGGAAGAGGAUAUUUUGGAACGUGCCAAACAGAAAAUGGUACUUGAUCAUUUGGUCAUUCAAUCAAUGGACACCAAGUCGUCUAGUAGUAAAUCGGCUGGGUCUGCUCCAAGCCAAGUUUUCAACAAGGAGGAAUUGGAUGCUAUUCUCAAAUUUGGUGCAGAGGAUUUGUUUAAAGAAAGUGAUGAUGCCGCACAGCAACAACAACCCGAAAUGGACAUUGACGAGAUUCUUUCUCGUGCCGAACAACGAUCAGAAUCAAACGAGUUGACUGCAGGAGAAGAGUUGUUAAACUCGUUCCGUGUCGCCAAUUUCACAACCUCCAAGGAAAAGGAAGAUAUCAAUUGGGAAAGUAUCAUUCCAGAUAAAGAUCGUCAACAACCCGAUCAAGGUAAUACUUUUCUACCACCAAGAAGAGCUCGUAUCGAUACUUCAAAAUCUGCUGCUGCCGCUGCUAGUAAAAAAGCCUCAGAAUCUAUUACCCUCACCAUUAACCCUAAAAAGGAAAUUACAGCCCUCAACAAAAAGGAUCUUAAAAUCCUUAUCAAAUCUUUUAAAAAGUUUUGUGAUUAUCAUAGAGCAAAAGAAAUUUUAUUAGAUUCAAAUUUAAAACAAAUUAAUUUAAAAAUAAUUGAAGAAAUUUGUAAAGAAGUAAUUGAAAUUUGUAAAAAGAGUAAAAGAGAAAAUCCAGAAUGUGACAAGAUUACAAUAAUGUAUUCAGGAGUUGAUAUCAAUGCAAACGAGUUUAUUCAAAAGGUUGAUGAAAUGGAAACAUUGCAAGAAUUGGUUAGACCUCAUUUAAACAAUUAUGAACAAUUUAGAGUGACGUUCCCCGUCAGACCAGUCACUUGGGCAAUUAAAUGGGGUGCCAAAGAAGAUGCCAUGCUCUUGAUGGGUAUUUAUAAACAUGGUAAUGGAAAUUGGGAUGCCAUUCAAAAAGAUACUAGUUUGGGAUUGGAAAAUGUUAUUAGUGUCGCCGGCGCUGAAGAAGAUCCUGCCAUGGCAUCAACAAAAAUCAAAGGUCCUUCUCUUCAACGUAGAGUAGAUUCUUUAUUAAAAUCUGCCAAAGAUUCUAUCAUUUCUAAAAAGAAACCUCUUGCCACUAUCACUAUACCAAAAUUGGCAAACAAAAAACCACAACCACGUGGUGGUUCAAAGAGUAAAAAUGAUCAAGAUCAUGAUGAUGAAAAGAUACCAAGAAAACGUGGUACUAAAGGCAACAGUAGUAGUACAUCAAGUACUUCUACUACUAGUACUUCUUCUUCUUCUUCAAAAAGAGGUUCAUCGACUCCAACAAAAAGAGGUACAAGGGGAAAAGCUUCAGAACAUCAGUCUGAAGAUGAAUAUAAUACACCAAUUACACCAAAAAGAACUAGCUCUGGUAGAGUUUCUCAACCUCCUACAAAACUUGGUAGUGAACGUGAAAAUGGUAGUGGUCGUGGUAAAAAGACAGAUUCAACAUCGACAUCAACAACAUCUACAUCAACACCAUCAAGAAGAAAAUUAAUGUCUGAUGAAGAAAUGGAAGAUUCUCCAAAAAGAGGUAGAAAGAGAAAAGAAUAUUCAGAUGAAGAAAAACCAACUUCUUCCUCCUCGGUUUCUACUAGUACAACACAACAAAAAAAGAGAGUUUCUUCUUCUUCUGAUGAAAGACCAGAUACUAGAUUAUUGUUAAAAUGUGAACAAUAUUUACAACCAGUUCAAAAACAUCUUGACAAGUUUAAGAAUCUCUCUGAUCUUGAAAGAGAGGCCAAGGUUCGAAAAACUAAAAAGUACAUGUUGUCUUUGGGUGGAGAGAUUACAAAGAUUGUGGGCCACCAAAGAGGCACUGAAGACAUUAAAAACAAAUUGGAGAAACAUCUUUGGCUCUAUGCUUCUGGAUUUACUGCUCUUGGUGGAGAUGAACUCAAAAAAUUGUUUGAUAAAAUGAAAACUACUCAACAACAACAACAAAAGAAUAAUAAUGGUAGUAAUAAUAAUAAUAAUAAUUCUCCUUCAAAACCAUCAAUGAAAUUGGUUAUAAAUAAAACAAAAUAA
Messenger RNA from Cavenderia fasciculata, 5151 nucleotides. Its product is annotated as chromo domain-containing protein. Gene Ontology annotation, molecular function: chromatin binding; ATP binding; ATP hydrolysis activity. The transcript has 5 exons. Gene Ontology annotation, cellular component: chromatin; nucleus. The record is from RefSeq and is a predicted model, not a curated record. Bases 1 to 5151 code for a protein of 1716 amino acids. Lineage: Eukaryota; Evosea; Eumycetozoa; Acytosteliales; Cavenderiaceae. Gene Ontology annotation, biological process: nucleosome organization; regulation of transcription by RNA polymerase II.